This is a messenger RNA of Sorghum bicolor (sorghum), 4467 nucleotides long. Its product is annotated as SNF2 domain-containing protein CLASSY 1. Gene Ontology annotation, biological process: gene silencing by siRNA-directed DNA methylation. Bases 471 to 4163 code for a protein of 1230 amino acids. Lineage: Eukaryota; Viridiplantae; Streptophyta; Magnoliopsida; Poales; Poaceae. The transcript has 6 exons. Gene Ontology annotation, molecular function: ATP binding; chromatin binding; ATP-dependent chromatin remodeler activity. The record is from RefSeq and is a predicted model, not a curated record.
GUCUACUGGAACUGGAACUGGAACAUGUCUGGCCUUUUCUGUCAUUGAUUGGAUUGGAUGCCUUGCCAAAUGACGAUGAAUACGCUUCCUCACUUGGGAGGCCAUGAAUUCCUUGGCUCGCCCUUGAGGUUAUGGCAUGGCAUGGUGGCAGACAGCAUCCACAAGCACUUUUUAUCUUCUUUUGUGGCGUUUGGGCUGGUUUCACUGCUCGCUGGGGCCCGCCCGCGAGAAGAAAGACGACACCAUUUGUUGGUGGAUUUUUAGUUAAUAAUAAGGCGAUGCCAUUUGUUGGCUGUGUACUCCACUCCACUUUCUCUUCCGCCCCCAACCUUGGAAUACUCCGCCGGCCGCCGGCCGCCGACCACCGCACUCCACAUCCACACCUGCAGACUGAUUCUCUUCUCCCUUCUUCCGGUAACUGCAGGCACUUGAGUUUGUGAUCAUGUGCUUCAAGUAGUAUUGCUGACAACAUGGUCAAGGGAUCCACAGGCCACCACAACAACCCCAUCGGUUCAGUUCCGUUCGAAGCGUUUCAUAACGGAUCAUGGCAUGGAGUGAAUUCUAUAAGGAUACGGGAUGGUGCUUUGCUUGUAAAAUUUGUCUCCUCUGGAUCCACAGUUCAGCAUGACAUUGAUGGGUCCUAUCUGCGCAUACGUUCUAGAAAGGCAACUUGCUCUGAUUGCUCACAUGUUCUCAAGCCGGGCGCUGAUGUCUGCGUAUGGCAAGCCACUUACGGAGGAGAAACAAAAGAUUCGGUACCGUUGUGUCGUGAUGCAAGGCUCAUCAAAAUCAAGAGAAAUCAUCAAUUGGAUCGGUGCCUCUGCUUGUUUGCCGUUAUUUUCUAUAAAGACCAGUGCCCGGGCAGCAAAGAAAAAGUGAUAUCUGGUACAAUAGCUGACGUAGUGACGAUAGACGAUGUUUGCAUCUUGCAAAAUCUCCAAUCUGAGGAGCUCCAGGAUGGAAGCGUGCAAUGGAAUUCUGCAGUGGACUGCUUCCAUCAUAAUAGAAGUAAGCUGCUGAGUGCUAGAUUCUCCCUAGAAGUCGCAUACCUGAUAGUUUUGUCUAGCCUGAGGGGAAUGGAAUUCAGCAUCAAGCUGGUUGAUGGCAAUAUCAUUUAUCAGAUCAUCAAAGGAGACCAAGCACGGUAUAGUAUUGAUUCCAUGAGCAUACCUCCAGGUUUUGGGAAGAGCAUGGACAUAAUAUCAUUCAAACCACGUGCUGAGGCUUUACGCCCAAUUAUCAGAACAGUUCUAAUCACUCAGGUUAAAGAAGACAAUCUCAUAGAAGAUGGGUGUACCGCAGUGAAGCACGAAUCUGAUAGUGCACAAGAUGUUGAAGUCUUGUAUGAGCAUGUGGACAUAAGACGCUCAAAGCGUAUGAAAACUCAACCAGACCGCUUUACUAGUUAUGAUGCACCUAAUUUCAAUCGGACCUACAACAAGAAAGAAGCAUAUGGACCAUCUAAUAAGAAUGAAAAUUCAGAGAGCGACUUGAGUUUUUAUUCAUCAGAGCAGACAGAAUCAAGUGAUGAAGAGGUCUUAGGAAAUCCUGGGGUGAAGAAAAAAGUUUCCAGGUCUUUCGUGGUCAAGGAAGACCCAAGGUCUAUGAAAGGCCAACACAAAUACCCAGUGAAAAGAAAUCAGUGCUCUUUGCCUAUAAAAGAAAACCAAACCUCCAUGGAAACAAAGAAGAACGCAACAGACCAAGGGUGUUCAGAUUCUCAUAUUCCACAUACGCCUGCAAAGAAUAUAGAGAAGUGCAAUCGUCCAACAUUUCGACUAAAGUCAUUUGCUUCCUCUCGAAGCCUAGAUGGCAAUAGUGAACCAGCAUUCUGCCAAAAGAGGGGUAGGAAAAGAAAGAAAGGCAUGUGCCAAAGAGAGUACAAGCGAAUGAUAGAACAAUGCAUUGGAAAUAUCCAGUGUGAAGUGGAGAGAGAUUCUGACUUUAAGAUUGAUGCCCAGAUAUUGAAUGGCUGUGGACAUGCUUACCAAGAAGAGGAUUUUAUGUGGCCAUCUUCCGCUGAUAGUCAAGAGGAGAAGGAUGAGCUUCAAGAAUUGUGGAAAGAAAUGGACUAUGCACUGGCCACAGUAGCAAUUGAUGAGCAAAAGCAGACAACAGAUUCAGAAGCCGAUCAUGAGAGCAAUACUGAUUUAGGAAAAAGAGGAGAACACUGUCAUCAUGACUGCAUGCUGGACGAACAGCUUGGUCUGACCUGCAGACUGUGCAAUGUUGUAUGCACUGAGGCAAAGGAUAUCUUUCCACCGAUGUUUACUGGUAAGGACCACAAGAGGCUUGAACAGAGCCAUUUUGGUCAGGAUGAUCAUGUACUUGAUCUUUCUUUUUUUGAGAUUUGUGCUCCAGAAUCCUCCAAAAGUAAGGAAUCUGGGAAUGUGUGGUCUUCAAUCCCUGUUCUGGAACCAAAGCUACUUGCUCAUCAAAGAAAAGCCUUCGAAUUUAUAUGGAAAAACUUGGCAGGAUCAUUACAGCUUGAAGAAAUGGAUGAUUCAACGAGUAGAGGUGGUUGUGUGGUUGCACAUACUCCAGGAGCGGGUAAAACUCUGUUGCUGAUUUCAUUUCUUGUCAGUUACUUGAAAGUUCACCCAAGAAGCCGACCAUUGGUCCUUACUCCAAAAGCCGCAAUCCAUACAUGGAGGAGAGAGUUUCAGAAAUGGGGCAUUUUGCUUCCGUUACAUGUGCUUCACCACUCUAACAGGACAAGCAAACUGAUGAGGGGUCUUAGUUCGAAACUGCAGGUGGUUUUAAAGAAUUUUCACCAACCAACAUGGAAAACAAUGCGCAUCAUGGAUUGUCUAGACAAAUUAUGCAAGUGGCAUGAGGAACCAAGCAUUCUUCUCAUGACAUAUUCUUCUUUCUUAUCGCUUACGAAAGAAGACUCAAAGUUGCAUCAUCAGGAGUUCAUAACGAAAGUUUUGAUGAACAACCCUGGGCUAUUGAUUCUUGAUGAAGGGCACAACCCAAGAAGCAACAAAUCAAAGUUGAGAAAGUUGCUGAUGAAGGUGAAGACUGAAUUCAGAAUACUCUUGUCUGGUACAGUCUUUCAGAACAACUUUGAAGAGUAUUUCAACACCUUAUCUUUGGCCAGACCUCGUUUUGUCAACGAUGUUAUGACCACGCUAGUUCCAGAAUCAGAAAAGAAAACACGGAGCAGAACUGGCAAACAUCAAGAAGCACUGGCAAGGCGUAUUUUUGUGGAAAGAGUGGGGCAGAAGAUCGAGUCUAGCAGCAAACAUGACAGAAUGGAUGGCAUCUCCUUGUUAAAUGAUCUUACUCAUGGAUUCAUCGAUUCAUUUGAAGGGACAAAACUGAACAUUCUUCCAGGUAUACAUGUGUAUACCCUUUUCAUGAAACCCACUGACGUCCAGGAAGAGGUCCUGGCGAAACUGUCAAUGCCCUUGGCAGACAAUGCGCGUUACCUUCUCGAGAUUGAGUUGCUCAUCACAAUUGCUUCUAUCCAUCCUUGGCUUAUAAACACAACCAGGUGUGCUAGCACUUACUUCACACCAGCAGAAGUAGCUAGAGUUGGGAAGUACAAGCGGAACUUUGCUGUUGGUUGCAAGGCAAAGUUUGUGAUUGAUCUUUUGCACAAGUCCUCAUUCAGAGGGGAGAGGGUCCUGAUAUUUUGCCACAACGUGGCCCCAAUAACCUUUCUUGUCAAGCUGAUAGAGAUAGUCUUUGGAUGGCGUCUUGGGCAGGAAGUCCUGGUGCUGCAAGGAGAUCAAGAACUGCCUGUGCGGUCAGAUGUCAUGGAUAAAUUCAACAGUGACAGAGAAGGGAAGAGGAAGGUGCUGAUUGCUUCAACAACAGCCUGUGCCGAGGGUAUCAGUUUGACCGGUGCAUCGAGAUUGGUGAUGCUGGAUUCGGAGUGGAACCAUUCGAAGACCAGGCAGGCAAUCGCAAGGGCAUUCCGACCUGGCCAGGAGAGAAUGGUGUUUGUCUACCUUCUUGUGGCGUCUGGGACAUGGGAGGAAGAUAAAUACAACAGUAACAGGAGGAAAGCUUGGAUCGCGAAAAUGGUCUUCUUUGGGCGUUAUUUCGAUGACCCAAUGCAAAACCGUGUGACUGAAAUCGAUGAUGAGGUUCUGAAGGAGCUUGCUGAUGAAGAUGAGACCAAUACUUUCCAUAUGAUAGUGAAGCAGGACUGAAAAAGAAAUGGUAGAAUAUUAUUCAGAAUAUCUGUUCCCCUGUCCUGGAGUACAUGGUUACGAGUAUGUGUCCUAUAAUAUAUUAUCGUUCCUCCCAUGCUUUGCAUUUGACCUGCUAUGCUAUGGAAAAGACCACCUUUGUAAUUGUAGUCUGGUGGUUUUAGCUGGGAAAAAGAAAUAUAGGGAUCUCUUUCAUUAAGACUUUGAAAAAUCUUGAGAUCUCCUCAUGCUUUUGUACUGUAUUAGUCCUAACAAAGAUGCACUUGCCUGCUACUAGACUUGCAUUAUUACUACUUGAUUAUCA